This is a messenger RNA of Symbiodinium necroappetens, 4752 nucleotides long. NCBI's taxonomy places the organism in Eukaryota, Dinophyceae, Suessiales, Symbiodiniaceae. The record is from the annotation of a GenBank genome assembly.
AUGGCUUUGGAGGUGCAAUCGCUUGCCUUGAAUGCCCUUACGAAGCGUAUUCAAGAUGAAGCAGAGGUGUUGCCGGAUGGCAUCUUACGGGUCGCUGAUUUCCUGAAUUACAGGGUGGACCCUGUCCUAAUGGACAGCUGCGGAGCGCUCUUAGCAAAUCGGCUGAUGGAUGCAAAGCCGACCAAGAUCCUGGCUGGCUGCAGUAGCCAGGGGCUCCUGCCAGCCGUGGCAGCAUCGAGGCACUUGGAAAUGCCCGUAGUCUUCGCUUAUCCCUCUGUCCCAGAGACUUGGAAUGGUGAUGCCACCUUUUCCGCAACUCUCCAGGGCCGCACGCACUGGGUACUUUCGAGUGCCAUUUGUGCAGAGGACCGGGUCGUGAUAAUAGAUGAUGUCGUCAGCACAGGCACAACAGUCAGUGCUCUGAAAACCAUCUGCGAGAAGGCUGGUGCCAAAGUUGUUGGGGUCGGUGCGAUCAUCCACAACUGCCUUGCAAAUGGUAGGGGCAGUCCCAUUGAAGGAAAGUUCGAGAGCCUGGCAAAGGUUUCCAAGCCCAGUGCAGGAGGCCCUGUGGAUGUAAAGCCUUGCAUUGCCCCUGCGGUCCAGCAGCAACAACUGCCAGAGGUUGUUGCGGCAGAUGUUCUGACGGAGCGAGUGAUGCGAGAGGGGAAGGUGCUACCAGGAAAUCUGCUCAAGGUUUAUUCCUUUGUUAACCAUCAAGUUGACACGCGCUUGAUGGACAUGUGUGGCCAGCUGCUGGCGCGGGUUUUUGCAGGUUUUGGGGUGCAAAAGGUGCUCACAGCCCAAACCGGAGGUCUCCCUCCGGCACAUGCCGUAGCAACGGCCUUGCGUGUGCCGCUUGUCUGUGCCCGGGAGACGCAUGAGAACGAUGAGGUGGUCAUGCAGACUAUGUACAGCGCUCCUUCGGAAAGCUUCACCAAGAAGAAGAAGUUGGUACUUUAUGUUACGAAAGAGGCCUUGCUUCCCGGCGAGGUGGUGUUGGUUGUCGAUGAUUUUCUGGCCACGGGCACCACUGGCGUAGCGCUGCAUCGACUGGUCGAGCAGGCGAAGGCUGAAGUCACAGGGAUGGCUUUCCUCGUCGAAAAACGGUUCCAAGAUGGUCGUGGAAAGAUUCUGCGGGAGCUUCCCCACUUGAACGGCCGCAUCGUAUCACUUGCAUGCAUCGAAGCGAUGUCCACAGAGGGAAUUUCGUUGGACUGCAAGGUGGUCGGUGACUGCAAACCCAUCCAACCUGCAGACGGGAAGGUAAUGAUCAACCGAGUCCUGUCAUCUGCCCAAGGGCAUCAAGGGCGAGGCAUGAUCAAUGCGUCUUCAUUCCUGAACCACGUUGUGGACACGAGGCUCAUGGAUCAGGCUGCCACGCUGCUGGCAAAGCGCUUCGUAGACUCACGGGCAACGGCUGUUCUGACCGCUGAAAUGUCCGGUGUUGCACCAGCCUUGGCUUUGGCAAUACAACUUCGCGUGCCCUUGAUCUGUGCACGCAGGGAGCUGAGCAAGGUUAUGGCAGUCGCGGGUGGCACAAUCUCCGCAAAAGUCGAGGGUAGCACGGAUUCGGCGCGAGGAACUCUUCACAUCUUUCGCGACCACCUGCGAAAGGACGACGCCGUGCUGCUAAUUGAUGAUAUUUUGGGAAAUGGAGCCACGACCAUGGCACUGCAGAACCUCUGUGACCAGGUUGGCGCUACGGUUGUUGGUGCAGGCUUUCUCGUGGAGAAGGUUUUCCAGCACGGCCGGGGCAAAAUAUUGGCUGCGCGACCGCAGAUUUGCGACAGCAUUGUGGCCCUCACGAAAGUCUUAUCGAUGGAUGAUCAAGGGAUGAAAGUCUUCCGCUGCCCUGAGCCUGCGCGAGACACCUGGGUGCGAGUGGCUACUGAUCUCGUCCGGAGAAUGAGCAAGGAAGUUGAGAUCGAUGCGGCAGCAAACGCCAUGAAGUUCAGGUCAGUGUUGGGUCAGCAUAUGAGCAUGGACCCAGUUCUGCUCGAUGCUUGUGGUGACGUGCUGGCUGCGCAGUUUGCCGGAGUCACCAAGGUCCUGACAGGUGCUCCGGUGCAGGGCCUGUCGGUGGCGUACGUCGUGGCCAGGCAUUCCGAAGUGCCGAUGAUCUUCGCCCGCAACACUGUACCGCUGACCAUGAAGGGUCAGCGGAUUCUGAGCGCCCAAGCUCCUACAGGCAUGUUUAACGUCUCCGGCGAGUUCUUCGGCCCAAGCGAUCGAGUUCUCAUAGCGGACGACUUCUUGGCUUCAGGGCAGACGGCGCUGGCGUUGAAGCAGAUUUGUGAGGAGGCCGGUGCGACGAUUGCGGGCUACGCCUUCCUGGCCUUGAAUCGCACGCAACUCGUGGGCCAGAGGCCGGCCUCCGUCGCCCUGAACUCCUCAGGCCGCGAGGCUCUGGGUGCCAAGGUGGUGGUCCUUGCCGAUGUGGUCGGCAUUGCUGCUGGUCGUUGUGAGGUCAAGGUCGCAGAAUGGCUGCAGCGAGCUGCCAGCACUGCUGUGGCUGAGAGUGACGGCCGCCUUCUGGACGGUGUUGCUGUGCGGUUCUUCGAGGGAUCCACUUUGUCCGGUGCCUUCGAUGUCCCAGUGGACUUGAUCGAGGCAGGUCUACGUUGGCCGCGGCCGGCGGGGCCUCGACAGCGGCCGGUGCUCAUCAAGGAAGCUUUCCGAGCUCUGACGAGUCUCUCCGAGCGGCUGAAUCAGAAGGAGCUUCGAAAGCUGGCGACCUUCACAGGCUUUGACGGGACUGAUGAAGAUUGGUCCAAGGAGUAUGCUUCGCUCUGCACGGAGUUCGGAGUGACGGAGGAAGAAGGCCUAGGCCUGGCGGAGUUCUCCAAGCUCGUUGACGACGCAUCGGAGAAGGGCUGCAUCUGCUCUGACGAUGAGCUCCGUGAGCUGAAGCAGCUUUAUGGGGACUCGGACAGUGAAGGUCCUUCAGAAGUUUGGGUCGGGCAUGCCAUCGUGGAGUCGGCCGACAAGUUUGGAGACUCCUUGCAGGUUCGCUUCUACCUUUGCGAGGUAUCCAACACGCUGGGCCUGCCCCAGGAGCUCCGAAGCAAAGAGCCCACGCCAGGCAGGUCGUUUCUGAAGCAGAUAGGACUGAACCAAAGGAUUAAGAUCAAGUUCAAUCUGAGCGCUUACAUUAAGUUGCAGACCUGUCUGCUCGCCGUAGUAUCUGCGGGCAAGAAGCUUUUCGACAUUGACCUCGAUACGCUCACAAAGCCUCCACUUUGGGAGCCGACGCUGGAAGAGUACUUCCCUGGGCAGCGCGGAGAGCGGGACGAAACGGGCCUUCCGAAGCCGGUAGUCCUCACCAAGCCAACUCGAGAAGAGUUCCUCUUCCACGCCCGCCGUGGCUACCCCAUCAUCGUUUCUGAUUGGGCCGACGGGAUGACGUAUGCCGGGUGGACUUGCAAGGAUUUUGCCGAGAAAUUCCCCUUUGGCUACAUGAAGGCCGAGUACAUACAUGACCUUCCUGGGUUUGAUCGCAAGAAACACGAUACAAAGGUGAUCGACGGUGAAUUGCGGUUCAAGUUAGGCUCGUUCAAGCCAGACGGAAAGACCUGGUGGCAUAAUUACUCCAGACCUGCUUCGAAGAAGUACGCGGACGACCCCUUAAAGCCCAAGCGUGGGCCUUAUGUGUGGCACGUCAAGGAUGAGCUCUCAGCGAAGGAGAAGCGGAUUGUGCAACAGCGCUUCGAAGCACCAGCCUUCCUGCAGGAUCCCCUGAACAAAGCAAAGAUGAAUCGGAGCUUCGAGGUCUGGUUCUCUCCAGGAGGGCACUGCGGCGCGGGGGCCCAUGCCGAUGGCUACUGCGAGUCCGUGGUCUCCUUGCAGUUGCGAGGGGACAAAAGAUGGCGCAAGAUGAUGUUGCCGAAGAUGUCUUUUCUGGACUCCUUUGAUGAGUUUGACGGCGGAGUCUACGAGGCCGGAAAGUGGGAGCCCGACCUGGGAUUCUUAAACCAGGAGAAGGCUGCGGUGAUCUGGCCUCCGGGCUACUUGCAUGAGACAUCCACGCUGCCACCGGCGGAUGGGGAGUGCGGCUCCGCCCUGACGCUCCAGUAUGCUUUCCCGCAGCCGGUUCAAUUCCUAAGGGCUUUUCUGCCAAGGCUCUCCUUGUCCGCUGAAGUGGGGCAGUGCGUGGCCAUGGCUUGGUCAGGGUACGUCACGUUUGAGGUUGGCGGAAUCUCGCCCAGCAGUAAAUCCAAGAAGAUGGAGGAGCAACUCCAAAAGAUCAUGCAGCUGGUUGACACGGACGCAGAUGGAGAGAUCACCGUUCAGGAGACGGUUGCUUGGUUCGGGCAUCGGGACUCUCUGGCCUUGAAGCGGCUCCCUGAUCCGGAGUUCAUGAAGCACAAGGAGCUUGUGAUCAGUUUCAAGGCAGAGGACACAGUUGCAUACCACGACAUGAACGAUGACAUGAAAGUGUCGCGCCAGGAGCUGUGGGAUUCGUUGGUGCAGUGGAACGUUGUUCGGGUUCGGGUCACCGAGGGCUUGAAGUUCUUGAACCAAGCAGAUCGCCAGGGAUUGGAGGCACUGGAGCGGUCGCUCGACUACCUGCGCAGGGAGCCCAUCGGGCUCCCGAAGUCCGUCAGGCCAGAGAUGGAGGACAUCUUCCGCCUGGGAAAGGGCACUAAGAUCCUCCCGUCGUUGAAGCGCGUCCACUCCAUCUCCGACUCUGAGUUCUGGAGCACGGCACGGGACGCCGUGGAGGAGAUCAGGUCUCGAAGAGGAGAGCUUUGA